Molecule: messenger RNA, 2747 nt
Organism: Athalia rosae (coleseed sawfly)
Lineage: Eukaryota; Metazoa; Arthropoda; Insecta; Hymenoptera; Athaliidae
Exons: 3
Coding region: 23-2155 (710 amino acids)
Biological process (GO): transcription initiation at RNA polymerase III promoter
Cellular component (GO): transcription factor TFIIIC complex
Molecular function (GO): histone acetyltransferase activity
Source: RefSeq, a predicted model, not a curated record
UGACACCUGAUGUUUAGAGAAGAUGCAGGCCAAAGAGUUGUGCAAUAUCUCCAUAUCACCCUUAGUUAUAGCACCGUUUUCCACCCAAUGGUCAACAGAUAAUCACAUGUCUCUUAUAACGGAGAGGGGUGUACACGUGUUUGAACUAAUGCCCGCUCCAACAAGCCAAUACCCAAAUGUUAAUUUUGCACGAUCAUUUGUUAAUCCAUCAGAAAUAUUACCGGCGCAAAAGUUUGAGGAAGAAGUUGAUUCAAUACUAUGGAAUUUAGAAAAGCGAGAGUUAUACUUGUUGCUUAUGGAGGAAGCACUUACUCCAACCAUAAAUGGGGCCAAAGAUUUGGAGCCAAAGAUAACAAGCCUAGCGUGGUCACCCUGGUGUUUGAUGAAUCCUAACAAAUGUUUACUUGCUACUGUUACCUCCGCUGGGGCUAUUGAUAUCCUGUUCGAAGUAUCAAGGAAUUGGUAUUCCGCUUGUGAUCUCUCCAAAGUCUGGUUUAACGAAAUUUGCAAAGAAUCUGAAGAUACUGAAGCAAAAUUGAAAAAAGCUUCACCUGCUGAGCUCAGAAAAUAUCUCAGAGGCCUUCAGGCCACAGCAAUCACCUGGAGUGAAUUAUACAAAUCUGAAAAAAAUUAUUUUGCUUAUCUGGUCACUGCAUACCGCAAUUCAGAAAUAGCUGUCUGGUGUGUACCUGCGAUAUCUUGCACUACCUGGGAGUUAAAACCUUCCAUUGUUUUCAAGACCAGCGUUAGCUGUAAGACGAAAAUAAAUACAAUGAAGUGGGUUUCACUGGAUAAAAAAGUCCUCAUCAUUUUGGGAUAUUUUGAUGGCAAUGUGGAUGGCAUCAUAAUAGAUUUUGUCGAUGAUAAUUUGGGGAAUCAUAAGAUGACCAAGUAUUGGGCUAAUACAGAUCAUAUCCCCGUUAAUUGCAUCAAUAUCUGGAAAACUGCAGAACACGGAACACAGGUCGUCAUCUGCAAGGGAUUUUUUUUGUGCACUUUUCGAUUAUUGUCUGAUGGUACUGUUCAAGAUAUUGAGGUUGUACAAGUUCCAGGCUUCUCUAUAACAGGUUUGGUAGAAUUGAGCAGCAGUCAGCUGAUGAUUACGACCCAAGACGGUGGCUUAUUCACCAUUGGUUUUCAAAAUAAACAAUUGGUAUAUAAUAAUGUAACACAUAGUCUGCCAUGCUCUAAUGUGCAAUACUUGGGACUCGUAUGUUCUCUGAAUAAAUGUCUAUUCUUCAAUAUAACAAGUCCCAAUGUUAUGCAUGAUCAUUUAAUUAGCCGAGAGCCGAGUACAGUGUGUAUAUUUAAAAUCGAGGGCAGCAAAUGGAACCCUAUUCAAUUGCUGCGGAACAACAAUACGAAUUCGUUGACAAAACAUUGGGAUUGUCUAGAGAUGAUUCGGGUCCAAGCACUCAGGUCUCAAGAUUUGGACGACAUAUUACCAACGAUUCCAGACAAUUUAGACAAAUUAUCCAACUAUGAACUUCGCCUUGCCAUGUGCACAUCCGCAAUCGCAGAAACUUUAGAGAAAAAGAAAGUUCCGCGAAAAAGUACUAGUAUUUCAGAAGAAGUAUCGGAUGCUCGUCCCCUGAUUUUUCUGCGCCUAGCGUCUGAUCGUCUUGUCGAAUUGGGUUCUAGAAAAGAGCUAUCGGAUAAACAACGCCUUUCCGCAAGCUUACUGCGUUCAUACAUUGAAGUAUAUUUAGCUGGAGAAGAAGAAGAGGAGAGCGAAACUCCAUCGGUGCGAGAGGCAAAGAAGGCAUUAAGUUUGACAAGUCAUCUAAGCUCUGUUGAACCUGAAGCUUGCGAUAUUUGUGGAGAAAUUAUUACAGAACUUUCAUGGAAAACUACGAGCUGUCCAUCAGGCCAUAAGUUACCCAGAUGCGCGGUAACUCUUCUUCAAAUAUCCAUGGUGAACUAUCGAACUUGCCCAAUAUGCAAACAUGUGUUACAUCCCUGCUUGGAUGAGGAGUACAAUGAGCCGCUUUGCCCAUGUUGUGAAAUACCAGCUUUAUAUGAUAGCCGCGUACUCGAUACCAAAAGAAAAUCCAAAUUGCCAGUACGGAAUUUAUCCAAGCGUCAGGUUUCAACUUCGCAACAGACAAAAUCCCAGGGAGCUGAUCUACAGGAUGAGAAUAAAGAGGAAUUUUAGAACUCUGUUGAGUUUCAGUAAUUCCAAAGUUAUUUUUUUUAUAGAUAGAAGUGUGCCUGAAAUUAUUUUGUACAAAUUUAUGACAUUAAAGUUUUGGAAAACAACACUUGAGUUGUAGGUUGAAUAUCCUGUUUUCUAUUCACAAUAGAUCCAAACAUUUAGUCAAGUAUUGAACAAACUUAUUGUCAGAUGCGUUGCCAUGAAACCAAUACAAACAAUCUUCUAGCUUCAUUUCACUGAAGUGAGAACACGAUUGACAAAAGUAUGAAUAGUUUUUCGUUCCCAAGUGGAUGGUGACAGCAGUUCAAUUCAUCUUUUCAAAUAAAAAACCGUUUCAGUACAAUUAUAGAAUGUGUAUCCUACGUUCGAUGAAAUUACAGGGUAUACAAAGAUAAAAGGCCUGGCAAUGUCUACCGUACUAAUUACAAAUCAUACUGAAAAUAUCACCAAUCUGAUCCCAAAAAUUGUUGAAGAACCUGUCAAAAGUCCCAGGUAAGUUAUUGAAGAAACUAGCAUUCCAGUUGAAAGUGCUGACAUUUUGGCUGCAAUAUAUUCAGAAUUUAAAAAAGUGCUACAUACAACCCUUCCUGAU